This is a messenger RNA of Seminavis robusta, 2406 nucleotides long. The record is from the annotation of a GenBank genome assembly. NCBI's taxonomy places the organism in Eukaryota, Bacillariophyta, Bacillariophyceae, Naviculales, Naviculaceae.
CACCGAAAGAACAAAGGAAGGAUAUCAAUAAUUUGCCACACAACACACUACAAACAAAAAAGUCUUUAGCUCUAGAAGAGAGGAGGAUAAGACUCUUUGGUUGUUGUUGUUCUUGUUGUUGUUUGUUCUGUUUGUUGUUUUUCUAUUUUAUAGAACAAACACACCGUGCACCAUCGACAAGACAAGUGUUGUUGCCACAGUGAAAGCGGUGACGAAACCCAACAGAACAAAUCAUGAAGAGGAAGUUCUCGUUCUCAAAGAGUGAGAUCGUUCGUGACUCAAUCAAACGGAACUACACGUACUACAUACUUGCACUCCGAGUGGUACCAAAAGAUUCGUCCUUGAAGGAAUUCAGACAUCACAGCUUGUGAUGCCACGACCUCAUCACUCGAUCACUCACUGACUCCAAGAAAAGCAGAAGGUUCCGUUUCAGUUACUCCAUUAAGUCGAGUUGAGUUGUUUGCUGUCUCCGAUUGAUCCAACCCUCUUCGUACCAGCAAUUACCGAUACUACUCUACUAGCUGAAGGAAGGAUGGAUUGCCCAUGGUCAUCCGCAACUCUUCUGAGUGGUGGCGGGCGGCGGCCUUCUGCAUAGUCUUCUUUCUUCUGGGUGUUUUCACGGCACCCCACAAUAAUAAGAUCAUUCAUCCUACUAACAAACAACACGACGAUAAUGAUGAUCCACAAACUACUUCCGUGCAAGAGGUCAUGGCCCGUCACGCCAAGGCACAGAAACAACUAUUGGCGGAAAUGGAUACCCUGCAACAUCCCGCGGUCUGUGGACGUCGGUUGAGACUCCAGUCGAGGAUGCAGGCGGCUGCGGGAACCAGGAGCGAACAGUUUGCUCGAGACUUUCAAUACGCCGCCUUGGCACUGCAAGUGGCCGUUGCUACCCAACGAAUGCUGGUGCUCGAAGGGGAAUGGGUCUGUCAUGAUACCGAUGCCAGAGGGCACCAGAGUGGUAUAUCCUGCUUGGCGGCCAUUUCGAGCUGUACUACCCACGAUGAUCACACGCAUACCACUACGAGCAAUCCACAUCAAGACGACGACGCCAAUAUUUUGGAUCCCUUGUCCUUUGGGAUAAUCCCCGAUCAAGUCAUUACAGACGAUAAUGCGCUCUUUCAUGCCGACUACUACGGCUCCAGCAAACAAGAAAUGGAAAUGCCGUCAUGGCCCUAUCCUAAAUCCACCUAUCUCAUUGAUGUAGUUCCCACAUGGGAACGAGCAUUUGGUAGGUUCUGGGUACGCGCUCAAAUGGCACACUACCUGUGGGGAAAAUGGCAUUCUGCUAAUAACAAAGAAGAAGAAGCGUCCCAAAAGACGACGAAACCAUAUAUUGUCUUGUAUUGGAUAUCCUCCCGCAAAAUGAGAAAAAACCUGGCCACCAAAUACGGACGAGAUGCCUCCAUCACACAAGCCUUUGAGCGGUGCAUGGAAAUUGUCGUCCAGAACAUUCUUCUUCAACCAGAACAACAACCAUCCAAAAGUAGUCUAGACACAAUCUACAUUGUAACGGAUGGUGUUGUCCAAGAAUCAUCAGAGGGUGGGGCAGUACUCCCACCCGAAACGUUGGAGCAGGAUUAUCCAGAGUGGAAGUUCGUUCGACGAUAUCCAGCAACCAACGAGGACGAGAAGUUACUGUCCGAUUUGGAACUGAUGCGAAGAGCCGACUUCCUGGUGGGCUCGUUUCAAAGUCAAAUGUUUCGACUGGCCACGGAAUUGAAUACGGCAUGGUUCACAGGACGGUAUCCACCCGCCAUGAAGCGUCACUGGCCCGUGGAUGUGGAAUGGUUCGAAAAUCCAUAAUUAGUAGUCUAGUUAGAAAACGGUACGGUAGUCAGGUGGUGCUUUCAUCAGUUGCUUGGUUGCUGUUUCUAUAGUAAGUAGUGAUUCCAAAAGCAGUGAACCAACGUACAUGACUCUGUUCCACUACUGCAGAGCAACGUCACUGCUUUGAGGAUUCAAAGGAUACCCCCUGUUGAUACAUCAACUCUCUUAACUCUGGCAGUCAUAUCAUGGGUUGUCAUGAUUACUAAAGCUUUCUUAUUGACUUGGAGCCGUCUUGAAUUGCUAUCUUGGUUACUAGAAAAGAUGGUUUGAAAGUCUUCAGUUAGAUGCUUCCAUCCAGGUACAUGUGCUUGACAAAGCUUGUUCUAUUUUCAAACGAGCUGGUCGCGUUAGGUGGAGCACGUACAGGAUAAUAUGGGUGGAUCCUAUCAUGUGGCUGUUCCUUGCGAGGUUACCCGCCAUGCUUCUAGCUAGUAGGUUGGUGCUUGAUUGAUUGGAACUGCCGAGGCAGAAUCCGAACAAGCCUGUGGAUUUACAUUGGCCAACACAAAGCUUGACCAGCACAACGUUAGCUUGGUUGGUUGGUCAACUUGCCACCGGUUUUGGCAGGGUUGGGUA